Wasmannia auropunctata (little fire ant) is the source of this 389-nucleotide messenger RNA. RefSeq lists its product as uncharacterized. Lineage: Eukaryota; Metazoa; Arthropoda; Insecta; Hymenoptera; Formicidae. Gene Ontology annotation, molecular function: signaling receptor activity. The coding region runs from base 78 to 389 and encodes 103 amino acids. Gene Ontology annotation, cellular component: signaling receptor complex; external side of plasma membrane. The record is from RefSeq and is a predicted model, not a curated record. Gene Ontology annotation, biological process: nervous system development. The transcript is spliced from 3 exons.
GCUUUGUUAUAAGCGAAGAAGAAGCCUGUUUUGGAGAGAAGCGGCUGAGAAUUUUUUGAUCCGGCAUCAAAGUGCCGAUGGCCAUUCUGAAUUGCCUCUACGCCCGCCAAUUGUGCUACGAGGAUCCGUCAUGCAGCGCGAUUUUGGAGAUUAUACCGAGAGUCUGCGGUCCGGAAUUAGUGGCGUGCUCGACGGUGACGGUGAAAAAGUGUCAGGCGGCUCUGCGCACCCUGCAGGCUUUCACUUUCUUCCGACCGACGUGCCUCUGCAGGGAGCCCCAUGUCGAUCCGGACUGCAACAGCUUCCAGAACUUCCUGUUCGACCACCCGUGCGACUACGUGGAAUGGAAAGGUGAGAGAUCCAUAAUCUGCGAUGAAACGAAACGUUAA